Messenger RNA from Hyaloscypha bicolor E, 2983 nucleotides. RefSeq lists its product as uncharacterized. The transcript has 10 exons. Lineage: Eukaryota; Fungi; Ascomycota; Leotiomycetes; Helotiales; Hyaloscyphaceae. Bases 150 to 2639 code for a protein of 829 amino acids. The record is from RefSeq and is a predicted model, not a curated record. Gene Ontology annotation, biological process: regulation of DNA-templated transcription. Gene Ontology annotation, molecular function: zinc ion binding; DNA-binding transcription factor activity, RNA polymerase II-specific.
GAUUGGGGUCAUCGGGACAAGAGCCAUCUGUCGCCAAACGAAUUACGUUAGGGGAGAGACAUCGUGUGCGCAUGUCGAAUAAGCAUCACGUGCAAGCAGCGCGGGGGCACAGCCACUCUGCAUGAGCAUUAUUCAGCGGGGGAUGAAAUAUGGUAUUGGCUCCGCAAUCGCUUGCUAGACCUAUGAUUCGGGUAAGGUUUAUCAAUCCACAUAUGGGAGGCUCUCUCGCCGCCGUAAGUGGUUGCCUGAAUGCCUUCGUCGCUGUCCUCGCUACACUUCUCCUCCCCCUUUUCGCAUCGUCCCUAUUGCUUCCCCAUGAAUACGCCAUGGAAGGGCCACGCAGAAAGUUCAGCAAGCCGCCAGUCAAGGUGGCUUGCCUAGCCUGUCGAGCUUCCCGGGUUCGUUGCGAUGGCAGGCAAGAGUGCAAGAACUGCCUCGACAGAGGCAAAGAAUGUCUCUACACAAAGAGUAAGCGCGGUGGUGCUCGCCCACAUCGAACAACCGCCGAAUCCGCCGCAUCGUCGAGCUUGGGGGACAGCCCUAUUCUCCCCCUGGAUGCUAAUCCAUUCAAUUUUGAAGAAGGCCUCUAUUACCCCAAUACCUUCCAAACCGAUGGCGCCGGACUUGACAUCAUCGAUGGAUUGGUGGGUCAAGGGGUAAUAUCACCAGAUGGCAGGUUUUUGGGCAUGGAUAUGGGCUUUGACAUGAACACGAUAUCGCCAGCCUCACAGUCAAGCAAUGUCAGCAAAUUUGACGACCUCUUUGGUAGUCAAGCACUUUUCACAGACCCAAGUUCGUUUACUCCGGAGAGCUUCGAUCAACCUGCAACGUCGAAAGGAAAAGAGCCAGAAAAAUCCACGAAUACGGCCAGCGUGUCUACGGCGGAUAUGUACCAAGCGAUAUCGAACCUGGGGCAACCAAAAAAACCUCUGCCAGGAACUCGACACUACGGAAGCGAUGCCGCCAUCUUGAAUGCAUAUUACAUCCACAUCCACGCAGUCUUUCCCAUUCUGCCUCCACCAGUCUGGCAAAUCGUAGCCGAUAAUCCACUCUCCGCAGCCGAGAGCCUCAAAUCUGAUUAUAGACCCUACUCCCCGAUCUGCCUCGCCCUCUCCGCUAUCCUCACCCUUAUCCCACUCUCGCCCGGCCCAGCCUCCGCAUCCUCCGAAGCAAAAACCGCGCGGAGGAACCAAGCUCACCACUACGCGACCUCAUGUCUAAACAGCAUCGACGUCGAAACCGAGCUCAUCGAAUCCAUGAUCUCGCCGCAAGAUGCGCUGCAGAAACACUUCGUUGAGCAUGAGAGGGCGCAGUUUCAUCCUCGGGUCCCGUUGAGCCUUGAGAGUAUCCUUGCGUUGCUGGUUUUGACGGUUUAUGAGUAUGCACAACGGGGGAAUAUGACGAAGAUGAGGACGAGAGCUGGGCAGGCGCUGGUUAUGGCGCUAGAUAUGGGGAUUUGUGAUGAGGAAGAUGAGAGUGAACGAUAUGCUGAGGCGAGAAGGCGGGCGUGGUGGAUGACGUAUGCUUGUGUAUGUCAUGGUGCGAUCGUUAAAAACGCUCCCCUGAAAUCCGUGGCUAUGGAUCUUUACGACUCGCGAUUCCAGAUUGGGUACCCAGUUGUUGCUGCUGAUCCAAGUGUCUUCGAAUUCUUCAUCAAAGCCCAGCAAGCCAUCAUUGUAGCAAACCAGUUCACCAAUGAUCUGAAAGCCUGUCUAGAAGACAACAUACCUCUGUCCGAAAAGAACAUCUAUCAGUGGCAAUCUGAACUCGAGACCCUUUUUGAGGCACUGUGCAACGAAGCGGACCUAUAUUCGGAAACUAAUCCCUCUAACUUACUGGCUGAUGCAGAUGAAGCCGUUGUUGGGAAAGCUAUGAGGGCAAUCAGUCGAAUCAGACUGAACAGUGCAAGGAUCAAAAUCCACCGCUACACAGCAUUCAUGAACAUCCCAAUCUUCUCGCAGAAACAUUGCGAUCUUCCCACCAGUCCAGUGCCGCCGAAGAAGCGAGAAAGUGUCAUAGGCACACUCGACUGCUGCGACACACCUCUGGAAUCUGCUUCCGCUUCCAAAAUAUCACCACCUCCAAACGAGCAUAUAUCCCAACUCGACUGCUGUUCAACCGACAUUGCAAUGAACUCAGCUCCCGGCAUCCCCCCACCGCAAGACGAUGCAGGAAUAGGAAUCCUCUCCUGCUGCACCCCCGAAGCCCCCGUGUUUUCUACAACCUCCAAAACCCCCUCACUAGACUCUUCCUCCGACCCCUCUGCACCCUUCACCCGCUCCCUCUCCACAAAAAUCUGCCGCACGGCGGCUCUAAACAUAGUCCACUCCUUCCACACCCUGCCCUAUCCCUCUCCGCUCGUCUCCCCUCCCUCUCCCAUCCCCCUCCCCCGCGCGAUGCCCGUCUUCGCCUGCUGCGCAAUGCAAUGCAGCUACGCUUUGCUCAUGCUCAGCCACAAAGCAUCGCGUAGUCAUGAGUAUAGCGAUGAUGAUAUUGUGCUGCAGGGGUAUAAGAGCCAUUUGCGGCAGGCGCUGGGGGUAGUUGUGGGGAGUCUCGAGAACUAUUCUGCGGCUUACGAGGCGCUGGAUGGGAUGAGAGUACAAAUACAGCAAUCGUUAGACUCGGAGAUGUUUUUGUGAGGAGGGCAGCGGAAAGGAUAUCCUCCUUAUUGUUUCGGAGUCUCGAACGGAGAAGUUUCGCGCAACAUGGUGUUACCCUUGGAGGCUCGGGGCAUCCAACCGUUUUUGUUUUCUUGGUCUGGCUUUUAUUUGAAGCGAAGUUUUCAUAGCAGUAGGCGUUAGGGUAACGGCGCAAGCCGAAAUAUUCGAUAUUGAUUUUUAGAUUAGAACUCCUGCAUUUGAGCGUUUGAUUUGAAAGAUGAUCCCAGGGUUUCGGGCCAGUAGUAGCAAUACUGAAGUAGAAACCGCUUACGUACAGAGUAGAGUAGAAUAAUUUGUAGUUGCAAGAGUAUUUGAGGUGUAGA